AUGUCUGGCAAAUUCUCUCCGUUCUGGAACACAUGGUACCAUUGGAAGGCCCUGCGCCUUCCAUGGCGGAAGCAAUUCAUGGCCGGCCGCGACCUGGAGGGCAACACGUACUGGGAGUUCAACGACGUGCGGCACAGCCAGUCGGCAGCCAUGGCCAACGCGCGCCCGGGCGACGGCAUCCGCAUGCGGCGCAUCGUCAAGUACCCGCGGGGCACGCACCCGGGAUCCGUGCAGGUGUCGCCGCAGUGGCACCAGUGGCUGCGGCAUGUGCGGGACGACGCGCCGUCGCUGCUUGAGCAGCAGCGGGAGGUGGCGCGCCAGGAGCAGAUGAAGGUGCUGGCCGCGCGGGCGGAUGCGCGGUGGGCGGGUGCCCAGCGCGUGGAUGGGCCGGUCGAGCCGGACGCGCUCGGCGCGGCGGCGGCGGCGGCCACGCAGGAGCUCGGCGCGUCCGCGCCAGCAGCAACCACCACGUUGCCGGCCGCCGACCAGACGGUGGCACCGUCGUCGACCGAUGCAAAAGCAGAUGCAAAAGCACAAGCCGAACCUGCCCACGCGCAUGCCACGCAGAAACAACAGACACAACAGACACUGCGAUGGCCGCAGCAGCAAGUAGCGCCGGCAGACGACCCGUGGAAGCGGGAACAGCUGGCGCACGGUGCCCUCGGCGAGUCGUGGCAACCAGCUCCAUGGUCACCACCAGCGAAGAAGCGGUGA
Molecule: messenger RNA, 714 nt
Organism: Sporothrix brasiliensis 5110
Lineage: Eukaryota; Fungi; Ascomycota; Sordariomycetes; Ophiostomatales; Ophiostomataceae
Exons: 2
Coding region: 1-714 (237 amino acids)
Biological process (GO): mitochondrial respiratory chain complex I assembly
Cellular component (GO): membrane
Source: RefSeq, a predicted model, not a curated record